Messenger RNA from Podospora pseudopauciseta, 327 nucleotides. Lineage: Eukaryota; Fungi; Ascomycota; Sordariomycetes; Sordariales; Podosporaceae. The record is from the annotation of a RefSeq genome assembly.
AUGAGUAGGGCGCAAGCUCCAAAUAUAAAUAAUAUAAAAAAUUAUGGUAAUGGUAUAUUGAUUAAACAAGCUAAAAAUAAAAAAUUUUUUUUAGCUUUUUGUAUAGAGUAUAAUAGAUACUUAAAAUGCCUAGAUAAUCAUGAUAUUAGUUGAUUUGAGACAUAUCUACCUAUCCAAAUGGAUGCUACAUGUAAUGGAUUUCAGCAUUUAUCUUUAUUAAGUUUAGACUCAAAAUUAGGUCAAGAAUUAAAUUUAAAUGAAUCUACUUGGGAUGAUAAACCUAAAGAUUUUUAUUCAUUCGUAGUUUUUGUUUUAUCGAUUAUUUAA